AUGGAUCUGAUCUGGAACUUUUACAAGGAAACCUGGUUUUUCCUGGCUCUCAUUGUCCUGCUUCUCUAUCUAUAUGGGACACACACACAUGGACGUUUUAAGAAUUUGGGAAUUCCUGGUCCAAAACCUCUGCCUUUUUUGGGGAAUCUUCUGUCCUAUUCCAAGGGUCCAUGGCUGUUUGAUACAGAGUGUCAUAGAAAGUAUGGAAAAAUUUGGGGGUCAUAUGAAGGUAGACAACCAAUUUUAUCAAUCACAGACCCAGAAGUCAUCAAAACAGUGCUUGUCAAAGAAUUUUACUCUGUCUUCACCAACCGUCGGCCAAUUCGUCCAUCAGUCUUGAUGAAAAACUCCAUCAAUGCACUUGAAGAUGAACAAUGGAAGAGAGUACGGACAUUGCUAUCACCCACUUUCACCAGUGGAAAACUGAAGGAAAUGUUCCCCAUUAUUGAACAGUAUGCAGAUGUGUUGUUGAAAAACCUGAAGCGAGAAGCAGAGAAAAGUGCGCCCGUAUCCAUGAAAGA
Octodon degus (degu) is the source of this 521-nucleotide messenger RNA. Its product is annotated as cytochrome P450 3A5-like. Gene Ontology annotation, molecular function: testosterone 6-beta-hydroxylase activity; iron ion binding; heme binding. The annotation marks the transcript as partial. The transcript has 6 exons. Gene Ontology annotation, biological process: steroid metabolic process; oxidative demethylation. The record is from RefSeq and is a predicted model, not a curated record. NCBI's taxonomy places the organism in Eukaryota, Metazoa, Chordata, Mammalia, Rodentia, Octodontidae.